UGCAGUUCCGCGAAGGCGCGCGGAGGUUGCUGGUGCCUCUUUGCUUCUCGCUUGAAGCCCCCCCUACAUCACCAACAUGGCCAAAUCCUGCACCACCAUCCAAGUCAGCAAGGAGACCCGUCAAAAGAUGUCCCUUUUCAAAGAGUCCCUUUUCAAAGAGGGUGAAGAAUUUCUCUGCACAUUUCUGCCUCUCAAAAUAUUUCAACUGGAUCAGUUCCUGAGGGAAGACUUGUUGAACAUUAAAGAUUUGACUACUCUCCGGGCCCCGCUGGAUAUCCCUAUCCCAGAUCCCCCACCCAAAGACGACGAGAUGGAGACAGAGAAGGAGGACAAAGAAGCCCCCAAAUGUGGCUACCUUAAGGGCAAUGAGGCCAUUCUUGCGCUCUUGGAUCGCGUGAAACCCGAAGUCCGGGAGUUCAAAGAGAAAUGCAUCUUGGUCACCACCUGGAUUCAACACAUGAUUCCCAAAAUCGAGGACGGGAAUGAUUUUGGAGUAGCGGUUCAGGAAAAGGUGCUGGAACGGAUCACAGCCCUGAAGACCAAGGCAGAGGCCUUCCAAACCACCAUUGCUAAGUAUUUUUUGGAGCGUGGUGAUGCCGUAGCCAAGGCGUCGAAGGACACUCAUGUGAUGGAUUACCGGAGUCUUGUUCACGAACGGGAUGAGGCCGUGUACCGGGAAGUCCAGACCAUUCUGCUCGAUAUUCGUGGUUUCUAUGCCGAGCUGUACCACAUCUUUACCAAAAACCUGGAGAAAUUAACCAACCCCAAGGGCGAAGAAAAGCCAUCAAUGUACUGAUAGGGGAGGGCCUUCGCCAGAGCCUGUGACCUCUGCUGACCUUCCUUUGGGUGUUUUGCUGUCCUGGGGAGUGGGGUGGGGGACAGAAAAAUACAGAGGUAAAAAGAAAAGGGUCUGAGCUACCUAAAAGUAGAUGCACAAACACCUGCGGCUGGAGCAGGGAGAAAUAACAAAAUGAAAGAUGCUUUAGCUUUUUUUGUGUUUUGCUUUUGCUUCGUAAGAUAAAAGAACAGACAAGAGUUCUAUGAAAAAUGAAUGUAAUUUGAGCUGGGGGGGAAAGAUCAUGCCUGGUUUCCCUGUUGUAAAGUUUUGAGUCGCUAGAUGUUUUUU
Molecule: messenger RNA, 1126 nt
Organism: Elgaria multicarinata webbii
Lineage: Eukaryota; Metazoa; Chordata; Lepidosauria; Squamata; Anguidae
Gene: PSME2
Product: proteasome activator subunit 2
Exons: 11
Coding region: 77-796 (239 amino acids)
Biological process (GO): positive regulation of endopeptidase activity; regulation of proteasomal protein catabolic process; regulation of G1/S transition of mitotic cell cycle
Cellular component (GO): proteasome activator complex; nucleoplasm; cytoplasm
Molecular function (GO): endopeptidase activator activity
Source: RefSeq, a predicted model, not a curated record